AUGCUGCUGCUGCUCACCCUAGCGGGGACGAGCCUAGUCUACCCCAAGCCAAUGCCCAAGACGCAGCUGACCCUCGCGUUUGGUGCGCCGACUCUGCAGCUCUCCUCGGCGCCGCCACCGACGUCCGCCCUUCAGUCCGCGCUCGCACGGCCACCCUCCAACGCUGCUGGCCAGACCCAGGCGGUCGUCGCGCCUCCGGCGGCGGCGGCGGGGUCAUCAGGCGUGACAAAGAUCGUCGUCGACCAGAAGCGGCCGGUGAUGGCCAAGUUGAAGGUCGGCCCCAACGCCGAGCUCGAGAUGGUGCAGCGCGCCGGCGCCGACUCGGACGACGAGGGACGUAGGAGGGAGAUGCCUCAGUGGGGCCCGCGGGGCCCGUGUGCCGGUCCGGCGGGACCGAGAGGUGGGUAG
This is a messenger RNA of Emiliania huxleyi CCMP1516, 408 nucleotides long. RefSeq lists its product as hypothetical. The transcript is spliced from 2 exons. Lineage: Eukaryota; Haptophyta; Isochrysidales; Noelaerhabdaceae. Bases 1 to 408 code for a protein of 135 amino acids. The record is from RefSeq and is a predicted model, not a curated record.